AUGUUCACGAAGAACGGUUUCCGCAUCAUUCCGAAUACACCGGAGCGGAUUCUGAACGCACCGAACGUCGUCAAAAAUUACUAUUUGAAAAUGUCCUAUCUUUGGAGUGAGCUGGUCGGUGGUUUGGAAGUACCACUGGACCUAGUUGGGUCGAGGGAAAUCCAGAUUUUGAGUGAACUGGUCGAUGAUUUGAAGGUACCAUUGGACCUAGUUGGGUCGACGCAAAUCCAGCUUUGGAGUGAGCUGGUCGAUGGUUUGGAAGUACCACUGGACCUAGUUGGGUCGACGCAAAUCCAGCUUUGGAGUGAGCUGGUCGGUGGUUUGGAAGUACCACUGGACCUAGUUGGGUCGAGGGAAAUCCAGAUUUUGAGUGAACUGGUCGAUGGUUUGAAGGUACCAUUGGACCUAGUUGGGUCGACGGAAAUCCAGCUUUUGAGUGAGCUGGUCGAUGGUCUGAAGGUACCAUUGGACCUAGUUGGGUCGAGGCAAAUCCAGCUUUGGAGUGAGCUGGUCGAUGGUUUGAAGGUACCAUUGGACCUAGUUGGGUCGACGCAAAUCCAGCUUUGGAGUGAGCUGGUCGGUGGUUUGGAAGUACCACUGGACCUAGUUGGGUCGAGGGAAAUCCAGAUUUUGAGUGAACUGGUCGAUGGUUUGAAGGUACCAUUGGACCUAGUUGGGUCGACGCAAAUCCAGCUUUGGAGUGAGCUGGUCGAUGGUUUGGAAGUACCACUGGACCUAGUUGGGUCGACGCAAAUCCAGCUUUGGAGUGAGCUGGUCAGUGGUUUGGAAGUACCACUGGUCCUAGUUGGGUCGAGGGAAAUCCAGAUUUUGAGUGAGCUGGUCGAUGGUUUGAAGAUACCAUUGGACCUAGUUGGGUCGAGGCAAAUCCAGAUUUUGAGUGAGCUUGUCGGUGGCUUAGAAGUACCACUGGACCUAGUUGGGUCGAGGGAAAUCCAGCUUUUGAGUGAGCUGGUCGAUGGUUUGAAGGUACCAUUGGACAUAGUUGGGUCGAGGGAAAUCCAGCUUUGA
Messenger RNA from Aedes aegypti (yellow fever mosquito), 1029 nucleotides. RefSeq lists its product as uncharacterized. The transcript has 2 exons. Lineage: Eukaryota; Metazoa; Arthropoda; Insecta; Diptera; Culicidae. The record is from RefSeq and is a predicted model, not a curated record. Bases 1 to 1029 code for a protein of 342 amino acids.